AAAAAAUAGAAAAAUAAAAAAACCAAUAUCAUUUUUUAGAAAAAUAAAAAAACUACUCUUAAUAUCUUCUUACAGUAAAAAUAAAAAAAUUACAUCGUAUUUUUAAUAAAAAAAUAAAAAAAAGGGCUAUUUGUGUUAUCUUUCCAAUUUAUUAUAUGAGUUUGCCACCUCAUCCAACAAGCAUUUUUAUGGGCUAUCAACCCUCUGAAAAACCAUAAUGGGCCCUUAUUUGUUACUGUUAGGAUAGAACUGGACCCACCUACUCACAUAGACAGACAUCGACAUAAGGCUGCUUGUAACCGUCUCAAACAUUCUGAAACGACAGCGAACGGGGAUAUCACCGCCGUGCACUGCGAGAUAUUUAUUUAUUUAUUUAUCUGUAGUCAACCGUUAAUGGCAGUUUUUCUUUUCCCUUUUCAAAUUGAAAUAAACCCGCCAAAAUCAGUCCUUCUAUUAUGGUCGUUCACAAUACUCAAGAACCAAAAAAUCAUAAAUUAAAAUAAAAAAGGUAGAGAAAACAAAAAUGGAAAAGCAAGCAAUAGUGAUUAUUUUAUGCUGCUUAGUGAGUUACUAUUUACUGGUAGCAAAUGUUAACGGAGUAGAGAUUUUAUCAAAAUCGAAGCUUGAAAAAUGCGAGAAAGCCUCCGACUCCGAUUCCGAUUCUCUCAAUUGCACUGCCAAAAUCGUUUUAAACAUGGCCGUUCCUAGCGGUUCUAGUGGAGGAGAAGCGUCUAUUGUGGCGGAGAUAGUGGAGGUGGAGGAGAAUUCGACAAGCAACAACAUGCAGACAUUAAGAAUACCACCGGUUAUCACUGUCAAUAAAUCUGCUACUUAUGCCCUAUACGAGCUUACAUAUAUACGUGAUGUUGCUUAUAAACCUCAAGAAUAUUAUGUUAAGACACGUAAAUGUGAGCGGGAUGCUGGUACAAAUGUUGUGCAGAUAUGCGAAAGGUUGCGGGAUGAAAAAGGUCAUAUUAUUGAGCAUACAGAGCCUACCUGUUGUCCCUGUGGACCCCAAAGAAGAGUACCAUCAUCAUGUGGAAACUUUUUUGACAAAUUAAUGAAAGGAAAGGCCAACACUGCACACUGUGUCAGAUUUCCAGGUGAUUGGUUCCAUGUUUUUGGCAUUGGACAAAGAUCAAUUGGAUUUAGCAUUCGAAUUGAGGUGAAGACAAGAUAUAAAGUUUCGGAAGUGAUCGUGGGCCCCGAAAAUAGAACAGCAACAUCCAAGGAUAAUUUUCUAAGGGUUAAUCUUAUUGGAGAUUUUGUUGGUUAUUCAAGUCUUCCUUCAUUUGAAGACUUUUACCUUGUCAUUCCAAGGCAGGGUGAGCCUGGUCAACCACAAGAUCUGGGGAUGAAUUUUUCAAUGUGGAUGCUGCUUGAGAGGGUCAGAUUUACGUUAGAUGGCAUUGAAUGCAAUAAAAUUGGUGUCAGUUAUGAGGCUUUCAACCAGCAGCCAAACUUCUGUGCUUCACCAUUCUGGAGUUGUUUGCAUAAUCAAUUAUGGAAUUACCGAGAUGCCGAUCAGAAUCGGAUUGAUAGGAAGCAAUUACCUUUGUAUGGUGUGGAAGGAAGGUUUGAACGGAUAAACCAGCAUCCAAAUGGAGGGACUCAUUCAUUCUCCAUAGGAAUCACUGAAGUUCUUAACACAAAUCUUUUGAUAGAGCUUAGUGCUGAUGAUAUAGAAUUUGUCUAUCAAAGGAGCCCUGGGAAAAUCUUAAAUGUCACUAUCCCAACAUUUGAAGCCCUUACACAAUUUGGAGUUGGUACAAUCACAACAAUGAAUACUGGGAAAGUGGAAGCAUCAUACAGUUUAACGUUCGAGUGCUCAAGAGGCGUCUCCCUUAUGGAGGAGCAAUUCUUUAUUAUGAAGCCAAACGAAAUUGCAAUACGAUCAUUUAAACUCUAUCCAACCACUGAUCAAGCUGCAAAAUACAUAUGUGCAGCUAUACUGAAGGAUUCUAAUUUUAAUGAAGUUGAUAGGGCAGAGUGCCAAUUCUCUACUAUUGCUACUAUUCUUGACAAUGGGUCACAGAUCACUCCCUUUCAACCUCCAAAGAAUAGUAAGAAUGGUUUCUUAGACUCUGUUGAAAGCAUUUGGAAUACAUUAUGGAAAGGUUUGGUUGACUUCAUCACUGGAAAAACUUGCAGAAGGAAAUGCACUAGUUUCUUUGAUUUCAGUUGCCACAUACAAUACAUAUGUAUGGGUUGGAUGGUGAUGUUUGGUCUUCUUUUGGCUAUUAUCCCACUAGUGCUUGUGCUUCUGUGGCUUUUACAUCAAAAAGGAUUUUUUGAUCCUCUUUAUGACUGGUGGGAAGAUCAUGUUUGUGCUGAUAAACAGAGACAUGGAUAUAUACAGAGACACAACAUUGAUAUCCACCACCAUCACAUUCAUGUUAAGCAACAUCACGAGUUGGGAGCAAGGCGCCGCAAGCAUGACGCUCAAUAUAAGCGGAGUACCCAUCGGGAGCAUAAGCAUAAUCAUUCAGGCGGGGAUACUGACUAUAAUUAUUACCUUCACCAUGUUUAUAAGGACAGAAGUAAACGUAGGAGUGCUAAGAAAUCAAGAAUCAAGCAGCACGGACUUUUGGAUGAAAUGGAGGAUGACAACAUUAAGCACCACAGACACAGAAAGGAAAAAGAACAUAAAAGGACUAUGUAGAUAACCAGUCAUAGCGAAACGAGAUGAAAUUACCAAGUUCAGUGUUGGCCUGCUGGAUGAUUCACAGCUUAAGCAGCUAGCUAAGUCCAGUAUAGUGGACUUAAAUGGGCAUUACCUGCUGUUGUAGAUUCAUCAUGAUGGACUAACAGUCUUAUCUCUUUCAUUUCUUCUGUAUAAUGGGUGGUGGGAUGGUUAUGAAUGAGGAGCGAAUAGAAAUAAAAUUUGAUCACUGUUUGUUGUAAAUAGAAAGGAUUUAACUGAAGCUUUUAUACUAACCGUCACAAGUAAAUAUUCAUUAUGAUAGGUGUACAAAUUGGAUAA
This is a messenger RNA of Ricinus communis (castor bean), 2983 nucleotides long. RefSeq names its product protein HAPLESS 2. Bases 524 to 2662 code for a protein of 712 amino acids. The record is from RefSeq and is a predicted model, not a curated record. Lineage: Eukaryota; Viridiplantae; Streptophyta; Magnoliopsida; Malpighiales; Euphorbiaceae. The transcript has 18 exons.